Ictalurus furcatus (blue catfish) is the source of this 1737-nucleotide messenger RNA. It is a transcript of the gene nkx2.4b, whose product is annotated as NK2 homeobox 4b. The record is from RefSeq and is a predicted model, not a curated record. Gene Ontology annotation, biological process: regulation of transcription by RNA polymerase II; cell differentiation. Gene Ontology annotation, cellular component: nucleus. Gene Ontology annotation, molecular function: RNA polymerase II cis-regulatory region sequence-specific DNA binding; DNA-binding transcription factor activity, RNA polymerase II-specific. Lineage: Eukaryota; Metazoa; Chordata; Actinopteri; Siluriformes; Ictaluridae. The coding region runs from base 487 to 1512 and encodes 341 amino acids. The transcript has 2 exons.
AAAUCAUCUCUAUUUAUCAGCUGAGUGUUAAAGUAACCCUGUGAGUGUGUUCAUUCAGCCCGGAGAAUUUUAGCGUGCUGAAGAACAAAGUAAAAUAAUCAACUUUGGUACUUUAUAGUGUAAACGAUUAUGAAUGUGGCCUAAAUUUAAUAAAACGCACGAAGCAGGACGCACUCGAUCCCUGGGUGGGGGUGCUCCCAUGGUAGUUUUGUCCGCUUUUUUUUUUUUUUUAAACUUCCUGUUGCUCCGCCUCUCGUGUUUGUCGUAAGCCUCGCGCGCAGUUACGAACCAAGCAGUAAGAUAAAGACGGCUUUUCCCCUGUGCGCGUCUAUGCGCUUGGAGCAUUAAUACCGUGCAGUCGAGUGACCACACAACACCAUCACAGUCAUCGCUGCGGGGGAUUUUCUUUUAUAUUCUUUUAUAUUGUUGUGUCGGGCUGUCGGAGCGCGAGCACAUCCUCAUCUCUGUGCGCGCGGGGGCUGAAUCAUGUCCCUGAGCCCGAAACACUCCACGCCUUUCUCCGUGAGCGACAUCCUGAGCCCGCUGGAGGAGAGCUGCUUUAAGAAGUUUGCGUGCAUGGAGGGCGCUUACCGGCAGCCUCCUCCUCCUGUGCAGAGCGCGCAGCAUCAGCAUCAGCACCACCAUCAGCACCAGCACCACCAACAGCAGCAGCAGCAGCAACAGCAGCACGGAGUGAGCCACGGAGCUUAUCACGUGCCGCACGGCAUGUCACAGUUCUCACACGCGGCCGUGGCGGGAUACUGUAACGGGAGCCUCGGCGGCGUGGCGGAGCUGCCCACUUACCAAGAGAGCGUGAGGAGCGGCGCUGCCACUGCGGCUUGGUACGGAGCAAACCCGGAACCGCGUUACGCAGCACUUCCUAGGUUCAUGGGUUCCUCCACUACUAUGAACAUGAAUAUGGGCGCGCUCGCGGGAAUGGACGCCAAGUCCAUGGUGACUCUGCACGCGGCUCCGCGCAGGAAGCGUCGCGUGCUCUUCUCCCAGGCGCAGGUGUAUGAGCUCGAGCGUAGGUUCAAGCAGCAGCGCUACCUGUCUGCUCCGGAGCGCGAGCACCUGGCCAGCCUGAUCCACCUGACGCCGAACCAGGUGAAGAUCUGGUUUCAGAACCACCGCUACAAAAUGAAACGGCAGGCCAAAGACAAAGCAACGCGCGAGCCUCAGCUACAGCAGGACGCCGGGGACGCGUGCCAACAGCAGCAGCAUUCACCGAGGCGCGUGACCGUACCUGUGCUCGUCAAAGACGGCAAACCCUGUCAGAACGGAUCCGACACACAGACUUCCGGACAAAACGUUGCCAUGGCUGCGGUUCCGCUACAGCAGCGAAGCCAAACAGUGGAGUCUUUAACGUCCGCAGCGGAUGAGCUUGAGGACAUGGCACCGAGUCCGCCCGCGCUGCACAGCGCUCACCUCAGCGGCCUGUCUCACCUGGACUCCGCCCUCCUGGAGUACAACAUGGCGGGCUCGAACCUUCUGUACGGCAGAACUUGGUAGACGAAUAAGCGUUUUGUGUGAACCAGAACCGGACGCAGAAACGGCCUCUAAAGACUCCAAAAACAAUCUAAAAUAACUGGACAGAAAGAGACGCGCAUUUCAACAUGUACAAAUGUGGGGAUUUUAUUAGAUUAUAUAUCCAUCCAGAAAUUAAACCUGACGGUCGGACUGGUAGUGGUGUGGAUGGACAUCCGGGGGAAAAAAAAGGCUAAUCACUGUCCACAU